Fragaria vesca subsp. vesca is the source of this 1151-nucleotide messenger RNA. Its product is annotated as mitochondrial inner membrane protease subunit 1-like. Gene Ontology annotation, molecular function: serine-type endopeptidase activity. NCBI's taxonomy places the organism in Eukaryota, Viridiplantae, Streptophyta, Magnoliopsida, Rosales, Rosaceae. The record is from RefSeq and is a predicted model, not a curated record. The transcript is spliced from 5 exons. Gene Ontology annotation, cellular component: membrane; mitochondrial inner membrane peptidase complex. The coding region runs from base 103 to 603 and encodes 166 amino acids.
AUUCUAUGGCAAGCAAAAUUUGCAGUUCGUCCACUACAAAUUCUUCUUCCCCAAAUUCGUCGGCAAAGAUCGGACCUUUUCCAGCUGCAUUCUCAAAUCUGAAUGAUGCUCCUCAAACACUGGCGGGCCCUAGCCACCGAAGCCAAGCACGUCUCCUUCACCGUCGCAAAGUUCUUCGGCCUCCUCCACGUCACCGAUUCCUACCUCUGCUCCUGCACCCUCGUGCACGGUCCUAGUAUGCUCCCCACCUUCAAUUGCAGCGGCGAUGUGGUCCUCGCGGAGCACUUCUCCCACCGGUUAGGUAAGGUCGCCCACGGUGACGUCGUCCUGGUUCGGUCUCCGGACGACCCGAAGAGGAUGGUGGCCAAGAGGGUCCUGGGCUUGGAGGGCGAUGAGGUCACUUCCUCUUUCGAUCCCCAACGGAUUGUUCAGCACGAUAGGAUUGUGGUUCCUAAGGGGCAUGUUUGGAUUCAGGGAGACAACACUUAUGCCUCCUUAGAUUCACGGUCAUAUGGACCUGUGCCUUACGGUCUUAUUCAAGGCAGAGUGUUUUUCAGGGUAUGGCCACCUGAUGGCUUUGGAUUAGUAAAUGACCGAGCUUAAGAUUUUUGUCUCUAUUGCUGAAGGUUCUGGAUCUGUGCCAAACUGAAGGGGUUCUACUUCAUUAUUUAUGUUGCCUCUGAGACUUCGGAAGACCACUCGGGUUUGAAUUCUGGGACAUCAACACACGUUCUCUAUCAUGAUGAACAGCACCUAUCGGGAUAUAAGAUGGUCCAGCUGGUACAGUGAAGUCUCCUUUCUGAUCUCCUCAUUAACCUCCCUAUAUGUCUGAAUGCCGGGUGGCUGCAAGCUGAGAACUUCAUGUAGAAUCAUUUUGUCACCUGCAACAAAGCAAUUUUAAAUUAUGUACAAGUUUGAGCUCUAUACUGUCUUCCCGCGAUGUUUUGCAUUGUGCAUCUGAAUCAAAUUGUAUCCAUUCUUUGUGAGCGGAAAUGAUACUCCAUUAGAUUUAAUCAGUAUAAAGUUUAGAACUAGGGUUGAUAAGGAAAAAAAAAAGAGAGUAAACAAGUACUUAAGUUCAGUAUUUAAAAUUUGACCAAAAAAGUUUUCUUUUGGUUGGAGAUGCAAAAUUAUAAAAUCCGAAACUCUUC